AUGCGUCGGUUUAAUAUCAGCAGAAACCAAUUUGGCAACAAUGCCUUUGUUCGCCAGGGCGGCAUCUACGAUAACAAACAUCUGCCUCAAUCGGCUCCAACUGCCAUCUGCGUUGUUCCUUAUCCCCGCAAUGAAAAUCUGGUCCGUCGUCCAGAUCUCAUGAACGAGCUCAACACGCUCCUACCGCAGGCAUCGACAGGUUGCCGUAGCGCUGCUCUCUGCGGUAUAGGCGGGUCAGGGAAAUCGCAGAUUGCGCUCGAAUAUGCAUAUCAGCGGUUUCAUCAUGAUACGGACUGCUCUGUCUUUUGGGUAAAUGCCCAGAAUGAGGCAACUUUUCUACAAGAUUAUAAGACAAUCGCGCGAAGAUUUGAUAUAUGUGAGAUCUAUCUCACAAGCAUAGAGCUAUUGAGGGCUGUUCGCGUCCGAAUUGAAGCACAGCCAAAUUGGGUGCUUAUCCUCGACGAUGCUGACGACUUGCGACUAUUUGAUGUCAAUCAAGAAGCAGAGCAGACAAGGAACUUGGUUCAGUACAUCCCUCGGGCAUCUAAUGGAACAGUGUUGUGGACUUCUCGCGAUGCCCAUGUUGCGUGUAUACUUGCAGGUCCAACACGGCACAUUGAGGUUGCCAGCAUGUCAUCCAAUGAAGCAAAAGAGCUCUUGAGAAUCACCAGAAAUCUGGGAAAGAGUACGGAAGAAGAAGGAGACGAAGACGAAGACGAAGCUGAAACCACUGCCUUGUUAGAGAAGAUUGGGUGGUUUCCAUUGGCCAUUACGCAACUCGGUGCAUUUAUGAGACAGACGUCAAAAUCAACCAAGGAAUGCUUGUCUUCAUUAGAGCGAGGCCAGAAAAACUGGGAUACCUCAACCGAGGGUAUCGGGAAGACGCAAGUUGCCCUGGAAGCCGCCUACCGUCUCCAUGCCGAGCAUCCAAGUUGCUCUAUCUUCUGGGUGUCAACCAAAGAUGCAAUCAGUUUUGAAAACGCUUACUACGAUAUUGGCAAAAAACUCAACAUCGAAGGAAUUGACGAGGACGAAGCUAACAUAAAGCUGCUUGUUCAGACUGCCUUGAAUAAAGAAAGCAGCGGAACCUGGCUCUUGGUCAUCGAUGAUGCGGAUGCUUUAGAGACGUCUAGACUCUCACACUAUCUACCGUCCAGUCCAAAUGGCUCGAUUUUAUUUGUACAACAGAAGCUUGAGACACCAGUCAGGCUUUAUAUCCCAGAAGAAAGCAUCUUCCGCAUUGAAGAAAUAACCUGUGACGAAGCUCUCAACUUACUACAAAAGUGUCUAAAAGAAGCCCAGAAGGUAGAGACAAGCGACAUACAGAAGUUGUUUAACUUCUUGGAUAAAUUGACAUCGGGUUACGAGAGACGGCACCGUUUGGAGGAAGCCCAAAAGCUGGAGACGGAGCUCGUAGAAGCUCGUACGGUGAUAUUUGGAGAUGAAUCCUACGUUACACUGGCAAGAAUGGACAACCUGGUGCGGAAGUUUCAGAACCGUGGCCAGUGGAAAGAUGCUGAGUUCUUGGAACUGCGGAUAAUAGAGUCUCGCAAAAGGAGCCUUGGAGCCGACGACGAGCGCACGCUUGCUAGUAUGGAGGGUCUAGCACUCAUAUACAAGAAUCAGGGCCGACAAGAGGAAGCUGACAAGCUAUAUAUGUUGACACGCGAGACUCGCAAAAGGAAACUAGGACGCCUUGGGCAAAGCAAAUCUUUAUCUUUGACGAGCGAACCAAAAGACUUGGAAGGAGAUUCUGGAUAUGGACCCGCGUCACGGCGAGCGACCCCAGCGGCGCCUUCAGUAUCUGACCUUCAGAAUGGUAUCGACGAUGUCGCAUCACCGAAGAAAUCCGAAGUGAAAAAUGAAAUAUCAGUGCAACUGGACGACACUAUUAGGUCUGUCGUUACUGAAAGUGAUGAUAUCAGAUCACAAAUCCCCGAUGCCUCCACCAAUAAAGGAAUGACUGGCGAUGCACUUAUUAGCGCGUUUCUAGCCGAGCAGCCACAAUUCGAAACUCUAUGUGAGAAGGCCUUGGAUAGAAUGAAUAGAGAGGUUUUCAUCAAGAACAUGAGCCGGCUACUCGAGUCAUUUCAUAAAGGGCUGGCAGCAGAAGCCAAAUCCGGAGCCGAAAGGGCUGCCACUGGGCUGCUACGAAGUGAGAGAAGCAGAAGACAAAUCAGCGAGCAGCUUGCAGCACAUAUUGAUAUGAAACAAGAAGAAGCUCGAAAGUUCUAUAAAAAGGACUCGGUAGUUUCACCAUCAAACAUACAACGUGUCGAGAGAUGGCCUUCGCAAGCAGUUGGGUCCUUGAGGGCUGGAUACGUGCCAGCGGUCGAUCGCAGCCGAGACCGCGACCCAAGUCGUCUUAUUUCGGAGAUGGAUUCCAAAAAUACCAAUGAGCCAUACAGAUUUCCUCACAUCUCAAAGCUGAAAAUAUUUCUAUCAGAAUCCAAGGCAUUCCAACGCCUCCAAAUGCAAUUCACCUUGAUGUUUUUAUCCGCUGAUUUGAGGCACAUGCUUCAGUCAAUACCAAAGGAGAACAUCUGGCUAUCACAAGAACAAGACGUCUCAACCUCUGACCGACUCAAGAUAUUAGUAGAGAACACUACCGGAGUAACCGACGAAGACUAA
Messenger RNA from Trichoderma aggressivum f. europaeum, 2631 nucleotides. RefSeq lists its product as uncharacterized. The coding region runs from base 1 to 2631 and encodes 876 amino acids. Gene Ontology annotation, molecular function: ADP binding; protein binding. The transcript has 4 exons. NCBI's taxonomy places the organism in Eukaryota, Fungi, Ascomycota, Sordariomycetes, Hypocreales, Hypocreaceae. The record is from RefSeq and is a predicted model, not a curated record.